Molecule: messenger RNA, 6730 nt
Organism: Struthio camelus australis
Lineage: Eukaryota; Metazoa; Chordata; Aves; Struthioniformes; Struthionidae
Gene: MCTP1
Product: multiple C2 and transmembrane domain containing 1
Biological process (GO): regulation of neurotransmitter secretion
Cellular component (GO): synaptic vesicle membrane
Molecular function (GO): calcium ion binding
Source: RefSeq, a predicted model, not a curated record
UUCACAGCAGUAAUCAAGUGGUGUUUGCACAGAGCUGUUGCCACCAGCCCGAAGUGAACAGUGUUAUUGAGCAAGUUGUCAGCUCAAAAGGCUGGUUUAGCUUUUCUCAACUAUCUUUGUGCAGCAAAAGACGUUUGGUUCCCUCCUGUGACAUUACUUUAGAUAGCUGAAAGCUGAAGGAACUUCUUGAUUUGGACCCGAUAAGAGAACAAAUUCAGUUGGAACUAGUAAUGCAGAUUUUCCGUCUGCGGAUCCCGGUAUGUACCAGUUGGACAUUACUUUAAGAAGAGGACAGAAUUUAGCAGCACGGGAUCGUGGAGGAACCAGUGAUCCAUACGUCAAGUUCAAAAUUGGAGGAAAAGAAGUAUUUAGAAGUAAAACAAUACACAAGAACCUCAACCCUGUGUGGGAAGAAAAAACUUCUGUUCUUAUAGAUCAUCCAAGAGACCCUUUAUAUAUAAAGGUCUUUGAUUAUGACUUUGGACUUCAAGAUGACUUUAUUGGUUCAGCAUUUUUGGAUCUCGCUUCAUUAGAAUUAAACAGGCAAACAGAUGUUAUCUUGAGUCUGAAGGAUCCUCACUACCCUGACCAUGAUCUGGGAAGCAUAUUGUUAUCAGUUCUGUUGGCUCCUAGAGAAGAACAGCGUGAAGCAACUAUGCUAAUGAGGAAGAGUUGGAAAAGAUCAAGUAAGUUUCAGACCCAGAGCUUGCGUCUCUCUGAUCUGCACAGAAAAUCGCAGCUAUGGAGAGGUAUAGUUAGUGUUACUUUAAUAGAAGGCCGAGAACUCAAGGCGAUGGAUGCCAACGGGCUGAGCGAUCCCUACGUGAAGUUCCGGCUGGGGCAUCAGAAGUACAAGAGCAAGAUUGUGCCAAAAACUUUGAAUCCUCAGUGGAGGGAGCAGUUUGACUUUCAUCUCUAUGAAGAACGAGGUGGAAUUAUUGAUAUUACCGUGUGGGACAAAGAUGCUGGCAAAAGGGAUGAUUUUAUUGGCAGGUGCCAGGUUGACCUGUCGGCCCUAAGUAAAGAACAAACUCACAAGCUGGAGCUGCCACUGGAGGAGGGAGAGGGAUGCCUGGUACUGCUGGUCACUCUGACAGCCUCAGCUGCAGUCAGUAUCUCUGACCUCUCUAUCAACUCCUUGGAGGACCAGAAAGAGCGAGAGGAAAUACUAAAGAGAUAUAGUCCAAUGAGAAUGUUCCAUAACCUGAAGGAUGUGGGAUUUCUGCAGGUGAAGGUCAUCAGAGCAGAAGCAUUGAUGGCAGCUGAUGUCACAGGUAAAAGUGAUCCAUUCUGUGUAGUUGAAUUGAACAAUGACAGACUGCUGACACAUACUGUCUACAAGAACCUCAAUCCUGAAUGGAACAAAAUCUUCACAUUCAAUAUUAAAGACAUCCACUCAGUUCUGGAAGUGACAGUUUAUGAUGAAGACCGCGAUCGGAGUGCUGACUUCCUCGGCAAAGUUGCUAUACCGCUGCUGUCUAUUCAAAAUGGUGAACAGAAAGCCUACGUCUUGAAAAACAAGCAGCUGACAGGGCCAACAAAGGGGGUCAUCUAUCUUGAAAUAGAUGUGAUUUUUAAUGCUGUGAAAGCCAGCAUACGAACCUUAAUGCCCAAAGAACAGAAGUACAUUGAAGAGGAAAACAGACUGUCUAAACAGUUGCUGUUAAGAAACUUUAUCCGCAUGAAGCGUUGUGUCAUGGUGCUCAUAAAUGCUGCCUAUUAUGUUAACAGUUGCUUUGACUGGGAUUCACCCCCAAGAAGUCUUGCUGCUUUUUUGCUUUUCCUUUUUGUGGUUUGGAACUUUGAGCUCUACAUGAUACCACUGGCUUUCUUGUUGCUGUUGGCAUGGAACUACUUCUUGAUCGUAUCAGGGAAAGAUAACCGGCAACACGAUACAGUAGUGGAGGACAUGCUAGAGGACGAGGAAGAAGAGGAUGACAGAGAUGACAAGGACAGUGAGAAAAAAGGAUUUAUGAAUAAACUUUAUGCCAUCCAGGAGGUGUGUGUCAGUGUCCAGAAUGUCCUUGAUGAGGUGGCUUCCUUUGGAGAAAGGAUAAAGAAUACAUUCAACUGGACUGUCCCAUUCUUAAGCUGGCUGGCAAUUGUUGCCCUCUCUGUGUUCACAGUCAUCCUGUAUUUCAUUCCACUGAGAUACAUUGUCCUUGUCUGGGGCAUCAACAAAUUUACAAAGAAGCUUCGAAGUCCGUAUGCAAUCGAUAACAAUGAGCUGCUUGAUUUUCUGUCCAGAGUUCCAUCAGAUGUACAAGUGGUGCAAUAUCAUGAACUGAAACAAGAUCCCAGUCACAGCCCAAGUAAGAGGAAGAAAAACAAUCCUGGCUAGACAACUUCAUGUACUGAAGAGACUAGCAUCUGCUAGGGGAAGAUAAAAGCAAAAGCCUACAGCCUAAGCAGCAUUUCCUUUCCUUAAGCUUUUUAUUUAUUUUGCCUUUUUAUGUAACGGAGAGAAUUUGUAAAUAUUGUAUAAAGGCAUUUCUCAUUGAAUAUAUACUUAGACUGUAAAGACAUAUUUGAUGAAGGUUUCAAGUAGGGCUUUGCUGUUUGAAAGCCUAGUUGGAAAUGACAUAGCACAUUAAAGGAAUCAAUGUAAAAUGGUAAAUAUGUACUGCUACUUGAUGGUCAAAGAUACCUGAAAUAUUCAAAUCAUGCCGAUUAAAUCUGCAAAAGAUGUAUAUUUAAAUCUGACUCACAGAUCAGUCAGGUUUUGUCUGUGAACAUUAGUAUUUUUAUCCAAUAAGUCACCAUUACAAUUUUCUAUGUUUUAUACAUUUCAACAGAAGAACAAUGUAGUGGAACCUACUGCACUUAAGUUUUAGCAAAUUUUUUGAACUCUAGACCCUGAUAUUAACUCCUGGUGCAAUGUAUUCCUGUGCAGUAGGGCUGCUUGUAAGCUAAUGAGGACACCAAGUGCAAAUCUCUUACUGGAGCUCCCCAAAGAAGUUCCUGGUGUUUUAAUCAUUCCAUUAUAAGACUUAAAAAUCUCUCUCUCUCUCAAAAUACUGCCAGGUUUGUAAUUGAUUGCCUAUCUGAUUUUUUUUUUUUUAUAUGUACCAGUAAUCUUAAUUUGUACUACAUAGUCUAGUGAAUGAAGUCCAUAGUUCUGCUAUAACGGAAGUACUAUCAAACAAACUCCAUAUUGCUUUGGGUGUCAGGCUAUGAACACCUUUUGUGCACAUAACUAUUUUAAUACAGAAAUCUUGCAGAAAAUAUUUUUGCUUUCAAAUCACAAGAUCAUAUUAACCUGCUUACGAUAUAACACUUGACCUGUUACCAAUGUGAAAUGUAGCGUAGAGGAAAAAAUGCAGUUGUGGUAAAACUGAUAUACCAGUUUUAUUUCCUUAGCUAAUAAUGUAAUCAAUUCUUCUGAUACAAUUGUGCCCUACUGCAUGGAAACUGCAUUAUUUUAUAGGUUAAACACAAAACAAAUGUUUACAUUUCAAAUGUUUUAAUGGCCACUGCAUAGUGACUACUUAGGGAUAUAUUCCGAUGUUUCUGCAUGUAGAGUUUCACCCCCAACUGCCCACGUAGUGAGCAGAGAAUUCAUUCCUAAGGGACUAACUGUGCACAGCUCUUAGUCAUAGCUCCCAGUGGCAUCAAAGGGAAUUUUUGCCCAAUUUUGCCCAACUGCAGGACUAUACCCUCUUGCGAAAAAUUUCUCCUGUUGUUCUCUGUGGGGUACCUUUCAUUUGUUGCAAUUGCUGAGAAAGUUAUAUUGCACUAGUCUAACAAUACUUUUUGAAAAGAUUAUUUAGAAAUACUUUGCAGGCAAAUGGAUACAUACUUGACUAAAGAAUUACUUGUUGGCUGCAUUGCUCAUGAAAGACCGUUCUGAAAUUGUUUAUUUUACAGAUACAUUGAUAACUAGUUUCUUAUAGCAUGGUUAUUUUGAUCUUUUUGUUUGUACACUUGAAAGAAUGCCGAUCCAAUUAACGUUCUGUAGAAAGUCUCGGACCUAAAUAUGCUUUUUUGUUAGAUCAUGAUUUUAAAGGUAUUUGCAAAGGUUACAUACCCACCUUUUCACUGUAUGUUGCCUGAAGAGCAACAUACAACUGAUGAAGUCAGAAUCACAGAUGAGCCUUUUUUUGUUUAAAAAAUCUUUCAGUUUGACAAUGUGUGAAUAUUUGUUCCCAGUUGUCAAUUUUGCACAGUUCUUCUGAUAUACUGCAAGCCUUGUACCUUCUCAGUAUUAUCCAUCGUUCCGUGUAUAAUUUCCUGUUGUGUUUUUUCUUUUUUCUGUACUAAGUUUCAAAUGUUUAAUUUGGUGGUAAUGUCUUGAUUUAUAUACAUUUACUGCAUUAAACACAGUUUUAAGCAUCUCCAUAUAUUAGAUAUUAGGCAGCUUUUUUCUUUGAAGUCCUGCACUAUCGUUUUCCCACAAGUGGUAUAGAGGGCAAGUGAAUGAAAACAUUGUAUUUCUGUGUGCAGGAUUUCAGUAUUUUAAUCCCCAAACAUGUACGUGGGAGGGGGUAAGGGGAGAAGAAGAUCAGGUUGUUGAAAAUGGUUAAACUACUUUAAUGCCUCAGUCAUUCAGAGUAGAUCUCACUGGUAAUGUAAUGCACAAAAGCAGCAUUGACUAAGAAUGCACUUUGAUUAAAUAUGGUCCUCCUGCACCACAAAGCAAGUCAUUUUUAAAAUCACAUAUUUAACAAUUUGUCUGUGAACCCAUUUUCGAAAUCCAAAGUUUGUCUAUUCUGCUUUGUGUGAGGGGCCUCUUUGGAGAGCAGUCCUGCGUAAUACUGUAGAUAUUUCAAUGUAUCUUCCAUUUCCCGAUUAGUUCUUAAUUUCUAAGCCUUUUAGAUUUGUCCGACAUAUUCCUAGGCAACUUGUCCAUUCAUCAACAAUCAGGAAAAAAACACAACUCAUUAUCAAGAAACUCUUUUUGCUUCAGGAAAAGAAAGUUAAACAACUACAUUUUGAUCCAGUAAAAAUGACUAACUUAAUUUGGGUCCACACUUCAAGUAAGCGUUAAAGCACGCAGGAUCUGCCGGAGGUUGGUUGUUUGAGGGGCCUGGUGUUCCAGUUACAUUGCCGUUAGUAGGAGUGCAAAGUUGCUUAGGUUGUUUAUACAGAGUUUUCACUUUGUCGUAAGGAACAGAUAAAUGUUUUUCACAGUAGCAGUAAGCUUUAACUGAAAGGGUUACUAGGCUCGAGUUAGCAUUUUAAAUCCAGUGGAAUACAAAAGUAAGUAUUUUCUGUUGCAAUUAAAUUGUUGGUGGGAUAAUCAGAAAUUAAUUAUGAAGCCUGCAUAUUAAAGCAGGGUAUCUGUUAAUGUGGGCACUAAGAGCAUAGGCUUUAACGACAAGAAGAAGAGCUCUUAGACCUGCUAAGCCAACAUACUACAUGGCAGUAGAGUAUUUUGUUCUAAGAUACUCCAACAGCACAAAGCAAGGAGAGAAAGGAAAAAUUAUUUCUCUAAUAAACCAGCAUUAAAUCCCACAACAGGCAGACAAGGUGCGAACGGCAGGAGAUGCCCACCUCGCAGCGGAAGGACACUUCCUACCUAAACCUCCCUUACUUACUCAGCUGCGGGAGUCUUUGCUGACAGGCAGACACAAACUUCCUCCAAUUUCUGAGCUUGCUUCUCUUUGGAAGACAAACUUUUUCCUCCCAACUGGGCUAAUUUCCAGAUUGCUGUGCAGCUGCUUCUAUUGAAGGCAGGCUAGCAACUCCUCUCCCCACCCCUCACCAAAAAACUGCAGUUGCUCAUUUCCAGUAAAUAUCUCCUCCUCCAGAAUUUUUCUGAAGUCUUGCAAAGGUGGAAAAACAAAGCUUUCAGAGUGAAAGAGAUUUGCAAUUAUAGGUCUUUUUCAGUGUGAAAUACUGGCUUUACAUUACCUUCUGCCUAAUCAAAAUGUCUUCUCAUUCCUGAGAGGAGAAAUCCAGUUCUCCCAAAUCACAUGGCUCUUUUUAGACAUAAACCUAGAAAAAUAUGAAGGUUUUCCAAAAACACACCACACUGUUCUGGACUCUUUCACUUGCAGAAGUGGGUGAAAUGCAACCGACUGAAAGCAUCAUGCAGUUGGUGAGUGGGUUACUGAGGGUGAGGAACAGCCUGAAGCAAGUGCAGGGAGGCCCAGAGGGAUGUUGAGGAGCGCUAACCUCGAGGAUGUGCUCUCCCUCUGCACUUGGUGGAGAAAGAGGAGAUCUUACAAGAGUCCUUCAUAUCAGGAAACUGAUUUAGCUGUCCUAAACCAUCUCUAUUUCUCCAUGUUUCUCCACAUUGAAAACAUGGAGAGCUUGGCCACAUGCGCUACAUCCGUUUCCCUAAAAGCAGCCUGUCAAAAAAACCCAAACCAAAACGAAUCAAAGAAAAAAUCCCCAAAACAUGUGGCAUAGCUGUUGCCAACCAUUGAAGAUAUGAACAGGUAUAGGUCAGGUCAGGAGGUUAGAUACUUUUUGCUGCAAGAGGUAUUAGAAGUUUUCUAUUUCUUUCUUGUCACAUUAAUCCAUCAAGAGAAGGUAUGUUUCUAAAAUUAUGAUUGUUAGAUCAAUAAAGUAAUGACUUUGAAAAAAACAUGUUCCAUAAACUAUCAUUGCGCAAAAAAUAAAUCUUUAACUGCAUUGCACAGGGCAUUGUGCUUCUAAGUAGUUUCAUUUUGCUCUAUAAGAAUUUAAUGCUCAAAGAAUGUAAUAUUUUAGGUGUAUUUUGAACUGGACAAAUGGCACUUCAAUGUAUCUUGAGUGCCCAAUUUAAAAUUAUGACAUUUAAAUA